Coccomyxa subellipsoidea C-169 is the source of this 612-nucleotide messenger RNA. RefSeq lists its product as hypothetical. The coding region runs from base 1 to 612 and encodes 203 amino acids. Gene Ontology annotation, molecular function: serine-type endopeptidase activity; ATPase binding; ATP-dependent peptidase activity. The transcript is spliced from 5 exons. The record is from RefSeq and is a predicted model, not a curated record. Gene Ontology annotation, cellular component: endopeptidase Clp complex. NCBI's taxonomy places the organism in Eukaryota, Viridiplantae, Chlorophyta, Trebouxiophyceae, Coccomyxaceae. Gene Ontology annotation, biological process: protein quality control for misfolded or incompletely synthesized proteins.
AUGAUGCCCAUUGGGGUACCUAGAGUACCCUACAGGGCCCCACAGGCAGGUGGAUGGCAGUGGGUGGAUAUCUGGAAUUGCCUGUACCGGGAACGGAUCAUCUUUUUAAGCAAGGCUGUGGAUGAGGAGUUGGGGAACCAGCUUGUGGCCACAAUGCUUUAUUUGGAUUCAGAGAACAAGAAGGACAUCACGCUGUACAUCAACUGCUCGGGAGGAGAUGUGGUGCCCUGCUUGGCCAUCUUUGACACAAUGAAGUACAUCGGCAGCGAUGUGGGCACUGUUGGCUUUGGCGGCUGCAUGGGCAUGAGCGGCUUCCUUCUGGCUGUUGGCAAGAAGGGGAAGAGGUAUGCGCUGCCCAACACGCGCAUCAUGCUGCAUCAUCCCUCGGGCUCUGCGCGCGGCCAGGCAUCGGACAUCAACAAUGAGGCGCGCGAGCUCAUGCGGCUCCGCAACUAUGUCAACCAGGUCCUCUCACAGGCCACCGGCCAGCCCAUUGAGAAGGUCCAGUUUGACUUCAACCGGAACAAGUACUUUGACACCAAGGAGGCACAGGAGUACGGAGUCAUUGACCAGGUUGUUCGGCCCCUGCGCACCCAAACUCUGGGCGUCUGA